Messenger RNA from Phaeoacremonium minimum UCRPA7, 1317 nucleotides. Its product is annotated as putative vacuolar sorting atpase protein. The transcript is spliced from 3 exons. NCBI's taxonomy places the organism in Eukaryota, Fungi, Ascomycota, Sordariomycetes, Togniniales, Togniniaceae. Gene Ontology annotation, biological process: vacuole organization; endosomal transport. The record is from RefSeq and is a predicted model, not a curated record. The coding region runs from base 1 to 1317 and encodes 438 amino acids. Gene Ontology annotation, molecular function: ATP binding; ATP hydrolysis activity.
AUGUCCAACACCGACUUCCUCGGCCGGGCCAUCGACCAGGUGCGCAAGGCCAUCGAGGCCGACAACUCGGCGCAGUACGACAAGGCCUACCAGAUGUACUACCAGUCGCUCGAGCUGUUCAUGCUCGCCCUCAAGUGGGAGAAGAACCCCAAGUCGAAAGAGAUGAUCCGCCAGAAGACCGCCGAGUACAUGGACCGCGCCGAGAAGCUCAAGUCCCACCUGUCCGACGCCGACGCCAAGCGCAAGAAGCCCGGCAUGGUGGGCGCCAACGGCUCGUCCACGGGCGGCACGGGCAAGGGCAAGGAGAACGGCGAGGACGGCGACGCGGCGGUGGACGAGGACAGUAAGAAGCUCAGGUCUGCGCUGGCGGGCGCGAUCUUGCAGGACAGGCCCAACGUCAAGUGGGAGGACGUGGCGGGUCUCGAGGGCGCGAAGGAGGCCCUCAAGGAGGCCGUGCUACUACCCAUCAAGUUCCCCCAGAUGUUCCAGGGAAACAGGAAGCCGUGGAAGGGUAUUCUGCUGUAUGGUCCUCCAGGAACGGGAAAGAGUUAUCUGGCAAAGGCACUGGCGACGGAGGCAAAGAGCACCUUCUUCAGCGUCAGCAGUUCCGACCUGGUCAGCAAAUGGAUGGGUGAAUCAGAAAGAUUGGUCAAGCAGCUCUUCAACAUGGCCCGCGAGAAUAAGCCUUCGAUCAUCUUCAUCGACGAAGUCGACGCGCUAUGCGGUCCCCGAGGCGAAGGCGAGUCCGAGGCCUCGCGGCGUAUAAAGACCGAAAUGCUGGUGCAAAUGGACGGUGUAGGCAAGGACUCGACAGGCGUGCUGGUGCUCGGCGCGACAAACAUCCCCUGGCAGCUCGAUGCUGCCAUCCGACGACGUUUCCAGCGACGUGUGCACAUCAGCUUGCCCGACAUCUCUGCCAGGACGACCAUGUUCAAGAUUGCUAUUGGCGACACAAAAACUUCGCUCAAGAGCGAGGACUACAGAGAGCUGGCUAAACUGACAGAGGGCUACUCGGGGAGUGAUAUCGCCGUUGCGGUGCAGGACGCGCUGAUGCAGCCGGUGCGCAAGAUCCAGCAGGCGACACAUUUCAAGCCGGUGACGGUCGAUGGCCAGAAGAGAGUCACCCCUUGCUCCCCCGGCGAGCCUGACGCAAUGGAGAUGACCUGGGAAGAAGUUGACACCGAUGAACUCCUCGAGCCCAUUGUCGACUUCAAGGACUUUGUCAAGUCGGUCAAGUCCAGUAGGCCCACUGUCUCCCAGGAGGAUCUCAAGAGGAAUUCCGAGUGGACGCACGAGUUCGGAUCCGAGGGUUCAUAG